AUGUUGGUCACACGAGGUUUUGGAACAUGCGUUGCAUUUGCCUGCAGCUGGGGGCUGGGCCGCGUCGCCGCUCAGCAGUUUGACCCAAACGUGGGCAGCUCUGGCGUCUCGUGGGAUCCCGCCAGCGUGGGCACAAACAAGAGCACCAAUGCGACGUAUUCCAACCCCGUCAUGACGGUCAACGUCGGCGACCCCUUCAUCACCCGCUAUACCGCCGACGAUGGGGAUUGGUACCUGUUUACCUAUACCACCAACGACAAUGUCACUUUGCGUCGUAGUCGAUUCCUUACCGACAAUUGGGAUGAGAUUGAGACCAGAACCGUCUUUACUCCUGAUCCGGUCGAAGAUAAAGGCCAACCAUGGUCUACUUCCAUCUGGGCUCCAGAGAUUCACAAUAUCUCAGGAACUUGGUACAUAAUAUUCACUGCCACGCCUGAUACAGACAAUCCACCACCAUUGCAAGAUGCUAUGUGUCCAUUCAGUUGCCCUGCCGUCAACCAUCGAAUGUUUGUUCUCGAGGGCGGCGGUCCUGACCCGUGGACCGCCAACUUCACCCUGAAGAGCAUGCUCAACACGUAUGAUCAAUUUGCCAUUGACGGAACCUAUUUUUCUUUCGAGGGUAAAUUGUAUCACAUCUACUCGUGCUGGGAAAAUGCAUAUUCUGGCUGGCCUGCAAAUCUGUGUAUCACGGCAAUGUCUGAUCCAUGGACAAUUUCGUCAAACCUUAGUGACCGUCGAAUGAUCAGCGUUCCAAACCAACCAUGGGAGCAGGUCCCAUACGGUCGUCCCACCCGCCUCGCGACCAAUGAGGGCCCACAACAGCUCACCAAUCCAAAGACGGGCCAAAACUUUGUGAUAUACUCGGCGGCCAGAGUCAACACGCCCUUUUACUGCCUCGGCAUGCUGGAGCUGGUGGGCAACGACCCCAUGGAAUACCAGUCGUGGCGAAAGCACACGGAAGGCUGCGUCUUUCACCAAAACACCAAGACCGGCAUCUACGGCACCGGCCACGCCAGCUUCACCACGUCGCCCGACGGCUCCGAGGACUACGUUGUGUACCACGCCCAGACGACGCCGAACCCGGCGGCCGACUUGUACCGGACAACAAGGAUACAAAAGUUCACUUGGAAUGAUGAUGGAACGCCCAACUUUCCAUUGGCAGAAAACGGCCCGUUCAAUGUCCCGGCAGGGCAGCAAGCUUUGACUUUGUAG
Messenger RNA from Pestalotiopsis fici W106-1, 1212 nucleotides. RefSeq lists its product as uncharacterized. The record is from RefSeq and is a predicted model, not a curated record. Lineage: Eukaryota; Fungi; Ascomycota; Sordariomycetes; Amphisphaeriales; Sporocadaceae. Gene Ontology annotation, molecular function: hydrolase activity, hydrolyzing O-glycosyl compounds. The transcript has 3 exons. The coding region runs from base 1 to 1212 and encodes 403 amino acids. Gene Ontology annotation, biological process: carbohydrate metabolic process.